UCGACUGCAUUCUAUCGGGAUUGAUACGUCUUUUGUCGGUGUGAUUUGGUUGAGUAGAUGUAAUUCGGUGGGUUUGGUUUUGAGCGUUGCCGAAAUUUGAGAAGUAUUUUGAAUUUUCGAGGGCUGGUUGUUGUUUUAUGAUGAUCUCAUGGACGAUAUGCAAUCCACACUGUGGUUAAGAUGAUCGGGGUUUAAUGUAGAGAGAUCCGUAUUUUCGUGAUGAUAAGUUUUAGGCUAUCUGGCUGCAGCUAAGAGACUGCAAACAGAUCUAGGAUGAUACUGUUCAGGAAUUAUUGUCCGAAUAGGAACACGAGACCGGAAUGACGUUGAUUGCCUUCACGCUGGGAUGCGCCUCUCGUUCUCUUCCAGUACAUAAGCAUGGACAGUAGUGGCCCCUUGUUUGCCACCACUGUUUGUGGCAUUUAUUUUCUUUACAAUCAAUCGCUUAAGAUCGAAAUUUUGUACGAGAUGGACCUCCUCGUGGCUACAUCGUCAUUUUGCGGCCAGUUAUCCACAUCAGGCUGUAGUAGAGCUACGUUUAGUUAUAUGUGAGCAUGAUACCCCGGGCUUUGGUUAAUGGCUGGGGCUGGGCUUCAGUCUUUAAAGCUUAUUGAAUCAUCAAAAGACGAAAGUACUCCGGCGUGGGACUUUUCAGCUGCACGAGCACUUAUUUCAGGUAGGGAAUUGAAUGAUAGCACAGCGGCAACAACGUAUCGGACGCUGCAAAAGAAACUACAGGCAAAAUGCAGCAUGCGACAUUGAAUACAGAGGAGGACAUGUUAGUGAAAGCCAUAUUGGAGGAGACGCCCUGGGAGAAACUCCCUAAGCGUCUCAAGCUUACGUUGUUUUCAAACGAAGAGUAUCAGAAGCGGGUGAAGGAAUAUUGCAUCAAAAAACGUCUGAAGUGGAGUGAAUGUGCAGCACGUAAUGCUUGCCGAGAGAACGAUUACUAUGAAGAACUCGUUCGUUAUUUGCAAAAAAAUCUUGCGUUGUUUCCGUAUCAUCUAUCAGAGAAUGUCUGCCGAGUUCUGCGUAUUACUCCCUUCCGAUACUACCACGGAAUGCUGUAUGAUGUGAUGAGAAAUGAGCAACCAUAUGAUUCGAUUCCCAACUUUACAGCAGCAGAUGUUUUAAGGCUUACGGGAAUAGGUCGGAACGAGUUUAUUGACAUAAUGAAUAAAUGUCGCGCGAAGAAACUAAUGUGGAAGCUCAACAAAUCCAUAGUAAAGGAAAUGUUGCCUACACAGCCGGUUGACUUCCGUAUGGAAGCGUGGUGGAUUGUUUGUUUUGUUAAUUUGACCACAGAUGAGUAUCGGAAAUUGUCUGAGGAGGAGAUGGCAGUUAUAAGUGGAGGUGACGGCGACAGUAGCGAUCGCUUAGGUAAGGAGGGAGUAAAUCUUGUCGGUGAGGUUGAUUUCGAAGUGUUGCGUUCUCUUUAUCGACGAGGCUUGAUCUACUUGGACGUUCCUGUGUACCCCGAUGACCACUUUCAAGUUUCAACUCUGGAGGGUUUUGUUUCAAACCGAAAUCAGCAGUACGAGGAUCCGACAGAAGAGUUACUUUACGCCGUAUUUGUGGCCUCCAGCGAGCAAACAACUGUUGCAGAACUUGCGCAAACUCUUCAAGCCAACCUUGAGCAACUCCAGUCAGCUGUUUCGCUAGCUUCUCGACUCGGAUGGGCUAAGAAGUUUCUCGACCCAGUUUCCUUUUUACAGGAUACAGGGAUGCCGGAAUCUCCUCGGAGUGUUGGAGAUGAUCGGCAACUAAGUCCAUUCACCAGCCCAUCCCGGUUAGGAGCUUCGGGGCCAUCAGAUAUAGAUUCAGUGAAAAGCCAAGCUGGCUUGACGCGUUUUGCCUUCAUGGUCGAUGCUAACCUUACAUCAUAUUUAAUGAUGGGUUCUCUCUCUCCAGGCCUAAAAGGCCAUGCAGUAACACUAUACGAAGCUGGGAAGCUUGGGGAUACCAGUGUUGCUGAAAUGUGUGAGGAUCUUCAGCAAGUUGAGGGCACAAAAAUGGAAGGAGAGUUGCAACAGUUUGCUGACCAUGCCUUUAGUCUUCGUCACGCUUUAGAAUGUUUGAGGUCUCAAAGCGCUGAUUUGGAAGUUGAGGAAGAAGACGCAGUGGAUUUUAGCGGGUUUCAGCUAGAGCCUCACAGUUCUGUAGAUAGUGAUGAUCUGUUUCAGUCGGGACAAUCAUUUGAGCCAAAUACUGGUGUUUUUGAAGAGGGCUACAGCUAUGCCUCUGAAAGCGGUGCAGAAACUGCAGAAACAACUGUUGUCAUGUCUCAUAUGGUGGACACGAAUGCGGCUGCGCAGCUUCACACCGCCCUCAGUCUGACAGGACGAAUUUCCUCGAAGGAGAAUGUGCAGUCAUACAAGCCUGUUUCGCGUGUUGACGUACUCCGGAUAGAAAGCUUGCAAGACCUGGCUCCAGCCACCAUGCAACGAGUUCUACAGAGAGACUAUGAUGUGGUUGUGUCAAUGAUACCACUGCCCUCUCCUUUUGUUUCCUCUCCUGACGGUCUUGGCCCUGCACAUUUUGGCCCUCCAUCACGUGCAUCCAUUUCUCCUUGGAUGAAACUUCUGUUAUAUCAGACAGCAGGAUCAGGGCCCGUAUCUGUUGCAUUGAUCAAAGGUCAGCGGUUUAGAACUCUACCUUCUCCACUAGCUGGUUGUGCAAAAGCUCUUAUGUGGACAUGGGAUGGAACUGGUGUAAACGGAGUUGGAGGCAAAUUCGAAGGUACGCUAGUAGAAGGGAAUAUUCUAUUGCAUUGUCUGAACACUUUAUUGAAGCACAAUGCUGUACUCGUCCAACCCUUUCCGAAAACACACCUGGAUUCCGGAGGCAGUGGAAAGCCUGUGACGAGGAAUGUUCCUCUACCGAUCUCUGAAUCUUCCGACAUUCGCCCAUCUCUUAUUCAAGCUGCCAGCGAACUUGCUCUUGAGACUCUUGGUUACAUUCGAUUAGUACAGAUUCCACAGAUAGGAGAAAGCCCACCUCCUCAUGAAAAUAAGAAUAGCAGCUUUGAGUGGGUUCCUCAAAGUGUUGAGUUUGGAGUUCCACUUUUCGAUACAGAACUAUGCAGAAGAGUCUGCGAAGGUGUGAUUGGGUCGGAUCUUUUUACGUCUAAAUCCCUCCUCAAACACCGGCAGGGAAUGCAUGACCUUCGGCGAAAGCUACAGGAGUUCAUCAUGGAUUACAGAGCUUCCGGUUCCAAAGCAACUUCAGCAUACGUUGUAGUUGGUGGAGUAAAUGCGGAUACUAGACCUCUUUUGCACAAAGGUAGUAGUGGUUUGUUGAACCUCAAUCUCGUUGAGGAGGGAACAAACAAUGUUCCUUUGCCUGGCGUCAAUCUCAUCUUUGAUGGUACUUCCCUUGAGCCUCUCAAUGUUGACCGUUGUCUCCAGGGCAGACUCCCAGCUCGUCUGGUGGUGGCAGCAAUUGCCGCUACUGAAACCUUGAGGGCUACAUGUUGAGUCUCGUCCAUCGCAUAAUUCUCCCGAUUUGAGAUACCUGUAUAUAUCCUGGAUAGUCUUAUGGUGUUUUGCACUAGUUUUUCUGUUAUUUACGAGAAUCACUUUUCAGAGCUUUCGUCAAAUUAUCCCUUGUUUAACCUGGCAUAACCUCUUGCUAAAACAUCUUCAUGAUCACAAUUCGACAUGUGGAUGGCAUUUGUGCCUGAUAACCAUCGACUCCAAGCUGCUCUUGGCAGGAUGGAUGUCUUUCUUUUACGAGUUGUUAGUAGAUCUCGCGUAUCAGAAAUUUCAUGCCAUCUUUGUACUUUCCUGAGCUGAGGGACCGAAUAUUGACAAUGAUAAUGAUUGUUAUGAAAUCCUGAUUCGGAUUUAGUAAAGCUGAUCAUGUUGACCCCA
Messenger RNA from Physcomitrium patens, 3872 nucleotides. Lineage: Eukaryota; Viridiplantae; Streptophyta; Bryopsida; Funariales; Funariaceae. The record is from RefSeq and is a predicted model, not a curated record.